Molecule: messenger RNA, 2091 nt
Organism: Prorocentrum cordatum
Lineage: Eukaryota; Dinophyceae; Prorocentrales; Prorocentraceae
Source: the annotation of a GenBank genome assembly
AUGGAAGAUGCCCCGUGGCAUUGCAUGCACCGGCCGUUAUCGUUCAUGGACGACAUGAGCAAUGCAGCGGCAUGUUCGGGACAGUGCGGCAACGCCAUGCGGGAGAGCUCUGAAGGUUGCGACGACGGGAAUGAUCUCGACGGCGAUGGCUGCUCUCAUGCAUGCGUGGUGGAAGCUGGCUACUUUUGCAGCGGUGGCAGUCAGGCAGCACAGGACGUUUGUGCGCUGACAGUGUGCGGGGAUGGUCUGCGCUCUGGGGCGGAGGAGUGCGACGACGGCAACCUGGACUCCAGUGACGGGUGCUCGCCUACUUGCCUUGCAGAGCCAGGGUACGUCUGCACAGGCAACACGUCCUGUGCCCCCGUCUGCGGCGACGGGCGGCGCACGUGGUCCGAAGGCUGCGACGACGGCAACGUCGCGGACGGGGACGGCUGCUCGCACGCCUGUGCGAUUGAGGCAGGCUUCACCUGUGAGGGUGGGACCCCAUACGUCUCGGACGCCUGCAGCCCCAUCUGCGGCAACGGGCAGCGCGUCGGCGCGGAGGAGUGCGACGACGGGAACACGGCAGACGGUGACGGGUGCUCCUCGGCGUGCGCAGUGGAGUCUGGCUUCUCGUGCUACGGCGGGAGCCAGAGCGCUCGAGACGAGUGCGUCAGGGCGGCCUGCGGCGAUGGCGUUGUGGAGGGCACGGAGGAGUGCGAUGACUUCAACACGCUUGGAGGGGACGGCUGCUCUGCAACCUGCUCGGCCGAGCCGCGGGUGCCCUCGUCGACGGUGGAUUUCAGCGUCUCCGUUGAGGUGUUUCCGCUGCCACAGGCCUGCCGGAUACACAACGGGGCCUCCCACCAAACAGAGGAGGACACGGCUGGCGGAUACAAUCUGCAACACACGACCCUCACUGGCGACGUGUACAACACAACGAAUGUUAGCAUCAGUAUUCGUGUUCAUCACGGCUUUUUGACGGUGGAGCCCUUGAUCGAAGCGUGGGGGUAUAUCGGCAAAGCAGAUGCAGUGCCUGAUGCUUUGAUCUACCAGGAGGCAGGGGUCGUCUUCUCGCCUUUCGCCCUAGAGCUUUCAGAGACCGUGAUGUCUGGCACUGCAAUCUCCGUCGACGACUUCCUCCGGCGCUCCCUGUACGUCAGGCCACAGGCGAACUUUGCUGGGUACGCGCGUGUUGACGUCGAAAUGUUGUCCGGGGUGCGCUUGAACUAUGGCGCCGAUGCCUGCAAGGUGACCCUGCCGGUCCUCGUCACCGACGUCUUCGACGACGCGCCCGCCUUCACGGGCAGCCUCGGCGAGGCCGGCCUGGCCUGCACGGCGGGCUCGGAGGGGUGCGCGCUGGAGGGCCUGGGCGUCUCGGACCCGGAUUGCCCCCGCGCGGUGGACGGCUCCUGCUACCUGCGACUCUCCCUCAACGCGUCCGCCGGCGGCAUGCUCCUCCUGGGCCGCUCCAUGGUGCCCGCCAGCAACCUGUCGGACCUCAAGGGCCACGGCCCGGGCCUGAACGCGGCGCUGCAGAGGGUCCGGUACGUGCCGCCAGCGGUGCAACCGAGCGGCGGGGUCGUGGAGAUUUUUGCGCUCCUCGAGCGCGUGGUGCUGCGGACGAACGCGACCCCCGCAGCGCUCCAGAGUGCCUCGGCCGUGCUUGCCAUCCAGGUCUCCGUCCCGAUGGCCGACAUGGCGCCUACUCUGCGGCGUGGCACGGGGGAGUCCUUCCACGGCUCCGUUUUCGUCGCCCACGGGCCUCAGCCUUUCGUCAUCGACGACAUCGUGUUCGAGCACUACGGCACUGGUGGCGCAGCUGACAAGGUUUUGAUAACCCUCGAAGUCUCACGAGGGUACCUGUUCCUCGGGACGACCGACGGCACCUGGCUGGAGGACGGGUCGGCUGAGGGCACCUCGAGGCUAAAAUUCCGUGCUAAUUCAAUCGAUUUGGCUUCUCUCUAUCCAAGACCGACGUCCGGUACAGCUGGGACGAGAGCCAGUGCGCCAGCCUCGUCCAGUUCAACGCAACGGUCGACGACGGACUGCACGAACCGUGGCCCCUGCGAGCGCUUAUACAGCUGGAAGGGUGCAGGGGCUACAAUCUGA